Pteronotus mesoamericanus is the source of this 1367-nucleotide messenger RNA. It is a transcript of the gene RDH5, whose product is annotated as retinol dehydrogenase 5. NCBI's taxonomy places the organism in Eukaryota, Metazoa, Chordata, Mammalia, Chiroptera, Mormoopidae. Gene Ontology annotation, cellular component: intracellular membrane-bounded organelle. The transcript has 5 exons. Bases 280 to 1254 code for a protein of 324 amino acids. Gene Ontology annotation, molecular function: all-trans-retinol dehydrogenase (NAD+) activity. Gene Ontology annotation, biological process: steroid metabolic process; retinoid metabolic process. The record is from RefSeq and is a predicted model, not a curated record.
AAGAUAGCCAAGAAAGGGCUGUGGAUAUGCCUGCUCUGUGCCAAGCCCUGGCUUCAGCUAGCAGGCUUCCGCUUCCCUGGCUCCUCCCCACAGUGCCCCAUCACAAACACUUAAUACUUCCGGUUCCUACUCAACCCUUUGUGGACUCUGGCCUUAGCUGUAGUCUCUGUGAGCGCCUGGGAAGACUGGAGGCAAAGUUUCUCAACCAAAGCAAAAGAAGUGUCUGGUGUUGUAGUACCAGCUAACUCUCCUGAGAGGAGCCUCAGCUGCCACCUGCAGAUGACCUGGGUUCCAGCUAUGUGGCUGCCUCUGCUGCUGGGAGUCUUACUCUGGGCAGCGCUGUGGUUGCUCAGGGACCGGCAGAGCCUGCCCGUCAGCAAUGCCUUUGUCUUCAUCACCGGCUGUGACUCUGGCUUUGGGCGGCUUCUGGCACUGAGGCUGGACCAGAGAGGCUUCCGAGUCCUGGCCAGCUGCCUGACCCCCUCGGGGGCAGAGGACCUACAGCAGGUAGCCUCCUCUCGCCUCCACACCACCCUGCUGGAUGUCACUAAUCCCGAGAGUGUCCAGCGGGCAGCCAGAUGGGUAAAAACACAGGUUGGGCAAUCAGGGCUUUUUGGUCUGGUGAAUAAUGCUGCUAUGGUUGGUAUCGCUGGGCUCACACCGUGGCUGACACAGGAUGACUUCCAUCAGGUGCUGGAUGUGAACACACUGGGUCCCAUCAGGGUCACCCUUGCCCUGCUACCUUUACUACAGCAGGCCCGGGGCCGGGUGGUCAACAUCAGCAGCGUCUUUGGUCGCCUGGCAGCAAUCGGUGGGGGUUACUGUGUCUCUAAGUUUGGCGUGGAGGCCUUCUCAGACAGCCUAAGGAGAGACGUGGCUCCUUUUGGAGUACAAGUCUCCAUCGUGGAACCUGGCUUCUUCCGAACUCCUAUGACAAAUGUGGAGACUUUGGGGAAUUCCCUGCAAGCCUGCUGGGCACGGCUGCCUCCUGCCACAAAGGCACUCUAUGGGGAUGACUUCCUUACCAAGUACCUGGAAGUGCAGCAGCGUGUCCUGAACCUGCUCUCUGACCCAGACCUGACCAAGGUGAUCAAGUGCCUGGAACAUGCCCUGACUGCUCGUCACCCCAGAAGCCGCUACAGCCCAGGCUGGGACGCCAAACUGUUCUGGCUGCCAGCCUCCUACCUGCCAGCUGGCCUCGUGGAUGCUGUGCUCACCUGGUUCCUUCCCAAGCCUGCCCAGGCAGUCUACUGAAGGCAGCCUUCCACCAAGUACUUUACUCCUGCCCCAACCCUGGCACUGCCUGGUGCCUGACACAAAAUAGGCACUCAAUGUGUAUUUUAAAAAUAAAAGUAGGUGGGCAGAAA